GCUCAUUCCGAAUCCUACGUGACUACUACUCGGGUAAAAAGGCGAGGAUUAGCGUGGAAGGUGGCUUGUCCGAUGAGUUUGAUCUGGAAACAGGCCUUGUGCAAGGGUGCUGCGUUGCUCCACUGCUCUUCAACAUUUUCUUGGCUGCUGUUGUUGAGGCUUGGGUUGGGGAGUCUGGUGGAGGGGUACAUUGGCUCACACGAAUUGACGGGGCACUGUUACACAGGGAAGCGCAGGGCAAAUACUCGUCAUGGGAAGCGUUAGAUCUUCAUGAACUAGGUUAUGCUGAUGAUGCAGCACUUAUCGCCGAUACGCUUUCGCAAUUGCAUGGAGUGGCUAAAGGUUUCCAGCUUCACCUCCGAGAAUGGGGUCUUCAAUUGUCGGUCGAAAAGACUGAAGCCAUGUCGUCUGCUCCGGGCGUGCAUGCACCUAUUCCAGUUGAGGAGUUUGAAGGCAUCGACGGUGUUAAGUUCUCCGAGUACUUUGAGUAUCUUGGUGUUAUCAUGCAAAGAAACGGCUCGGGUGAUAUGGCUGUCAAGGAAAGGGUGGAGAAAGCUAAAAAGGCGUUUUGGUCGCUCAAUAGUUCUGUGUGGAACGUCCGGCAGUUGUUGGAACUGGCGUCUGGGGGUCGGGAAGCAUUGGCGCGAACGCUGAUGACCGAAGUUCGCGAAAGGGUACGUGCAAAUCCGGAGGUGGAUAUGGAGGAGUUGUGUUGCGAUUUGGUGGAAUGUAGUUUUCAGGACGCGGAAACGGAGGGUGAUCUUGCCAUGUUUUGGUUGUUGGUGUCCACUGUUCUACUCUCCCUACAAGCGAACUUGACGGAGUUCUCGCGCUCUCCUUAUACCGGUGUCACUCCGCGAAGAGUUUCUAGAAAGAUGUGUCCUCCGGCAUGGUACGUUAAAAAACAGGAUGAUGCCAAGGCUAUCUUGGACGGCGCUAGAGUGCGUACUAAGUAUUGGAAUCUCCGGAAUGUGCCUAAGACCACUGAUGUUUCUGAUGGUGACUACGCCUGUGAUUUUCCUGGAUGUGGGCGAAGGUACACAACUAAGGGCGGCCUUUCGCACCAUAAGUUGAUAACGCACAAGGUAGGUACUUUUCGGCAGGCAGGUUUCGAUUGUAAGCUCUGUCCGCGUUCUUUCGAGAGGGAAAUGUGGCUUACACGGCAUGUUAACUAUGAUCAUCCCUUUCAUGUGCCCGUUCUGUCUAGGUUAUUGGCCUGGUGCUCCUAG
This is a messenger RNA of Symbiodinium sp. CCMP2456, 1229 nucleotides long. The record is from the annotation of a GenBank genome assembly. NCBI's taxonomy places the organism in Eukaryota, Dinophyceae, Suessiales, Symbiodiniaceae.